CUGGUCUUCAGUAUAAAUAAGCUCGCCCUACUGAUGAUCUUCUCAUAACCAAGCAAAACAUUCCCUCCUCCUCUAGAGAAAUUUGAAAGAUGGGGAGAUUUUCGAGCAAAUAUGUUGGCGUUUUAGCUGUGGUGUUUGUGCUAGUGUUAGGGUUAGCAGAGUGUAGAAAAAUAGAAAAAGAUGGCUUAGGAGGUGGUGCUGGAGGAGGUGGAGGCUUUGGUGGUGGUGGUGGCCUUGGAGGAGGCAAAGGUGGAGGAAUAGGUGGCGGUGUUGGAGGAGGGGGUGGUGCUGGCGGUGGCUUCGGAGGAGGCAAGGGUGGAGGUAUUGGAGGUGGCAAAGGCGGGGGCAUUGGGGGUGGUGUAGGUGGGGGUUCUGGUGGUGGCCUCGGAGGAGGAAAAGGUGGAGGAAUAGGUGGCGGUGUUGGAGGAGGAGGUGGUGCAGGCGGUGGUUUCGGAGGAGGCAAGGGUGGCGGUGGAGGUAUUGGAGGUGGCAAAGGUGGAGGCAUUGGAGGUGGCAAAGGUGGAGGCAUUGGGGGUGGUGCUGGUGGUGGUGGAGGUAUUGGAGGUGGCAAAGGCGGCGGCAUUGGGGGUGGUGUAGGUGGGGGUUCUGGUGGUGGCCUCGGAGGAGGAAAAGGUGGAGGAAUAGGUGGCGGUGUUGGAGGAGGUGGUGGUGCAGGCGGUGGCUUAGGAGGAGGCAAGGGUGGCGGUGGAGGUAUUGGAGGUGGAAAAGGCGGGGGCAUUGGGGGUGGUGCUGGCGGUGGCUUAGGAGGAGGCAAGGGUGGCGGCGGAGGUAUUGGAGGUGGCAAAGGCGGGGGCAUUGGGGGUGGUGCUGGCGGUGGCUUAGGAGGAGGCAAGGGUGGCGGCGGAGGUAUUGGAGGUGGCAAAGGCGGGGGCAUUGGUGGUGGUGUAGGUGGGGGCUCUGGUGGUGGCUUCGGAGGUGGUACCGGAGGAGGUGUUGGUGUCGGUGGGGGUGCAGGAGGUGGAGCCGGUGGUGGCUUUGGAGGUGGCAAGGGUGGUGGUGGAGGCAUUGGAGGUGGAGCCGGAGGUGGUGGUGGUGCAGGAGGAGGAUUUGGUGGAGGAGCCGGAGGUGGCGGUGGAUUUGGAGGAGGCAAAGGUGGGGGAGGAGGUUUUGGUGGCGGGCAUUAAUUCCUAAAUUAAGCGAGAUUGUAACGUCAUGCUUGUGCAUGGGAUAUUUGCAAUCGUAUUAUGUAUCAAUAGUUUUAUCAUGUUGUGACCUUGUAAUGAAGAUCUUAGCACGAACGAAUAAAUAAAGUUUGUAUUAUCUUGCA
Populus euphratica (Euphrates poplar) is the source of this 1288-nucleotide messenger RNA. RefSeq names its product glycine-rich cell wall structural protein-like. The transcript has 2 exons. The coding region runs from base 90 to 1145 and encodes 351 amino acids. The record is from RefSeq and is a predicted model, not a curated record. NCBI's taxonomy places the organism in Eukaryota, Viridiplantae, Streptophyta, Magnoliopsida, Malpighiales, Salicaceae.